Molecule: messenger RNA, 1224 nt
Organism: Microstroma glucosiphilum
Lineage: Eukaryota; Fungi; Basidiomycota; Exobasidiomycetes; Microstromatales; Microstromataceae
Product: DAGAT-domain-containing protein
Exons: 7
Coding region: 1-1224 (407 amino acids)
Biological process (GO): triglyceride biosynthetic process
Cellular component (GO): endoplasmic reticulum membrane
Molecular function (GO): diacylglycerol O-acyltransferase activity
Source: RefSeq, a predicted model, not a curated record
AUGGGCCAAGCUGAGGCUCCUACCAAUCCCAUCGAACACGAAGACUCGAGCAACAGCCACGUAGAUCGACCGCAGAAGCAAGAGGCCGACGCGGACAUACCCACCAUCAUUGAUGAGCAUGGAAGGGAAAUUGUGGGGAGGGUACCAGACGAUCAGGGCAAGGGCGCUAAAUUGCCAGAUCAGGCUUGGAGAUUCGCACCCCUUUCAGUACCUCGACAGAGGAGGCUCCAGACACUAGGCGUCCUGUUAUGGGGCGUGGGCCUGCCCGUUUGCGUAUCCCUCUUCUUCCUGCUCAUUUCUCUUCCGCCUUUGUGGCCCCUACUCACUGUAUAUCUCAUCUGGAUGUGGUUCGACGAUGCACAUGAAAGUGGGGGGAGGAAGGUCAAGUGGGUGAGGAGGCUGCCCAUCUUCAAGUACUUUGCAGAAUACUUUCCCGUCAGCUUGAUCAAAACGGCUGAUCUCCCGCCCGAUCGUCCAUACAUUUUCGGCUACCACCCACAUGGCAUUAUCGGCAUGGGAGCUGUAGCGACCUUUGCAACAGAAGCCCUCGAAUUCUCGGAUACCUUCCCAGGCAUCGAGCCCCGCCUAUUGACCCUUGCUAGCAAUUUCAAGAUUCCCAUCUACCGAGACUUGCUGCUGGCAAUGGGUCUCUGCAGUGUAAGUCGGAGGAGCUGUGAGAGGGCUCUCAGAAAGGGCAAAGGAUCGAGCAUCACCAUUGUGGUCGGAGGAGCAGCAGAGAGCUUGAAUGCUCGACCAGGGACGGCGGACUUGGUCUUGAAGAGGCGUCUGGGGUUCAUCAAGAUUGCAAUGAAGAGCGGCGCGGAUCUAGUGCCCGUCUUCGCCUUUGGAGAGAACGACAUUUACGAACAGCUGGCAAAUGAAAAGGGCACAAAAGUAUACACGCUGCAAAAGCGUUUCCAGGCCAUCUUUGGCUUCACACUACCCUUGUUCCACGGUAGGGGCGUCUUCAAUUACAACUUUGGCUUUCUACCCUUUCGACAUCCGAUUGUCAGCGUUGUGACACUCGCCUUUUCCCCGGUGCCUCCCACCUACACCAUCAACCCAGUCGGUCGCCCAAUUCACGUGACGCAGUCUUCGAAUCCAACAAAGGAACAACUUGAUGCAGUACAAAAGGAGUAUAUUGCUGAGCUGAAUCAUAUCUGGGAUACUUGGAAGGACUCGUAUGCUGCGCAUCGUAGGAGGGAAUUGACCAUUGUUGAUUGA